Prorocentrum cordatum is the source of this 491-nucleotide messenger RNA. The record is from the annotation of a GenBank genome assembly. NCBI's taxonomy places the organism in Eukaryota, Dinophyceae, Prorocentrales, Prorocentraceae.
GCUCGGCCGCGGGCAGUCGCGGCAGCGUGGCCGCGGCCGAUGGGCUGGACUUGCUCGCGCUGCUGCAGGUGUACGAGCAGCCUCAUCCCGGCGAUGACACGCUCGGGGCCGACAGCCUGACCUUGCCCGACACGGCGAAGGACAACGGCCUGCAGCUCUUCCGGCCCCAGCGGCACCACACGUCCGCGUCCUCGUGGCUCUCGACGCAGCAGUCCCAGCGGGUCCUCAUGAAGAGCGUCCGCGAGGCCUUCGACGACGCCCCCACACCCAAGAUUACGCUGUUCCCGUGGAAGGACCUCAUCACCCUCUCCAGAGCCAACGCGGGCCUGAAGCUAGGGGAUGGAGAGCAGGACGACGCCAACGUUCCCCCGGAGGUCGCUGAGAUGAUGGAGGUGAUGCAGGAGUUCAUCGACUACGUGGAGGAUGAUCACUUCAUGGAGAGCUUCAAGAAGCUCGCAGACGGAUACCAGGACCUGGCGCGGGAGGAGUAG